UGUAAAAGGCCAAUAAAGUGAAUGAGGUGUACCUUUGAGUGGACAUUAAGAUUAGUUAUCUUACACUUCCGUGGCUAGAGGCGUCAUUUUUGUCUUCCACUAGACCGUUUUUCUAGACCAGAACAAGAACUGUCAUUAUGUUUCAACUUAACUAGUUAUCAGAGGAAGUUGGCGGCUAUCACGUAUGUGGGCAGGGUGUGUCACCUCGGAGUGGCCUGGGAGGAGACAGGUGUGAAUGAUGUGUUAAUGUUCAGAGAGUCGUCACUCCCUCUUGCAUUCCAGCUCCACUCAGAUCACAAACAUGCCACACAGCCCCAAGCCUCAGUAAAGUCUUCCAGCAUCACUUCCUGUCACCGCACAGAGAAACUGGAACAGCGGACAGAUUUGCAUCGCACUCACAUGGUGUACAACCACCAGGACUGGAUAAAGCUAGGGUUUGUUCUGGUCUGUAAUUCCUGGAUUCCUUUAGCAUUGUGGAUAUGGGAGGCAGAGAGGAGGUAACGCUGGACACACUCGUUUCCACCAUGCCGUUUACACGCACCAGGUUGAACCAUUUCAGGCUCCGUCCUCCCCAAAGCCUGGCGAGGAACAAGCGUGUGAAACCAUCCUUCAACAAGAAAAAAGCCAGAAAUCCCAGCCCCACCGAGAUGAGCGUGGAGCCCUGGGCCAGCCCGCAGGACCAGGCAGCCGCUGAGGAAGAACACAGCACGCACACGGCAUCCUCCCAAGAUCAGGAGCAGCACCCUGACAAACUCUGCCUGGACUCGUUCUGGAGUGAGGUGGAGACCAUCCGACAGGGGAGUGGCUAUACAGAUCUCGACUGCAGCAGGAGAGACUCCAGGCAGUCAGAAGAAGGUGAACAGGAGGAGCAGUGGUUGGCUGAUGCUGGUUUGUCGAACCUCAUCAGUGAGGACAGCGAGGAUGUAGACAACGUGGUGCUGCUGUCGACACUGACCCGGACCCAGGCCGAGGCCGUGCAGCGUCGACUGAAUUCCUACACGCUGUCCCUCCGCAAGAGGAACAAACCGCGCGACGUCCGCGACGUCUUCAACUCCCCCAUCGCUCAGAACCUUUUGCCUGAGUCCCAGCAUAGUGAAGAACUUGCCCAAAACAGCAUGGCAUCGGUCGCCAAAACACCACUAUCAGGGUGUGUUUCCCACUCAGCUGUGACGCCAGAGCAUCAGCGAGGUGCUCCAAAAGAGGAGUUCUUCAUCACCGAUGUGGCUUACUGCGAACAGGCUGUCAUCUUCCUCAAACAGGCCAAACUGCCGCAGAACAACAGUCAACGCAGAAAAGAGGAUGGCACCCUGCCACGGGUGAUCUGCCCAAAGUGCCGUCUAGGAGUGACUCAUAUUCAAGAUCUCUCCCACGCUGACAUGAAGAAGGUGCGUCAGUUGGCUCUCAUUGACAUGACGGCGCUCUGUGACCUCUUAGAGCUGGAGGUCAAAAGGCACAAAACCGGCAAGAGAAAAAUCCCAGAGAGCACGCUGUUCGGGGUGCCGUUGGCCACGCUGAUGGAGAGUGAUCAGAAAAUUAAGGCCAACACCUCGACUCCUCUCUUCAUGCAGGCAUUGUUGUCGUUUUUAGAGAAGAAAGGAGUCGAUUCGGAGGGGAUCCUGCGGGUUCCAGGAUCUCAGUCCAGAAUCAAGCUGCUGCAGCAGAACUUGGAGACCAACUUCUACUCAGGGCAGGUCAGCUGGGAUGAGGUGAGUCCAAACGACGCUGCUGCUCUGCUCAAGAAGUUCAUCCGGGAACUGCCCGCUCCUCUGCUCACCGCCGAGUACCUCAACACCUUCAGCGCCGUCAGAGGUGAGCACUGCCUAGAUCCCGACACACACCUUCUGGAUUUGUACAACAGUAACCAUGGAGGAGAGUGGGUCAUCAAACUGAAACCCAACGCCAGCAGAGGGCUGUGAAGGAUGGACAGAAAGAUCAGGGAACAGCUUGCUCAAAAAGGACAAAAGCAAGAGCCUAAAAAAAGAUAGAAUCCAUGGAGCCCUCUCGUCCUUCUUGUCCCUUUUAUCCUUGGAGCAACAAGCGAAAGGGAGACAGAUGGACAGAUGGAGAAAGCAGAAACAGAUAGAUGGAAAAUCUGCCAGGAGCAGAGCCUAAAAACUGUAUGAUCAGAUGGACACACAUUGCCCUCUUUCUCUUUCUCUCUCUCUCUCUCCAUCUUCCUCUUCUUUUUCUCUCCAUCAUUCCUCUCCUGUGUUUUACCGCGGGGCAGCGACACUGCAAGCUAAAAGCUGCUGACGUGACUCAUUACUUUCGACAGAGAACCUGCUGCAUAUAAAACAGGAGAGAUGAGAGAGAGCAAGCGGCUGGGCAGUUUGGUUCACCAUCUUUUUUCAUCUCCAACCACAAGCGAGCAGAUGGGGAUGCAGAGCACCUCUGGCUAUAGCGAGCCAGAGUCCCACCCCCUUUCUCAGGCCAGCCAGACAAUGUGUUUCCAACUGUGGGUUUCAUUCAUUAGUCUUUUGAAAGACAUCAAACUUGUUUCAGGAGCCCUCUGCCCAUAUUCUUGGAUGAAUUAGUGUCUGAACCUGCACUGGACAUUUAUUCUGAGAUACAGCUACUAAAUGGACCUCGUGAUGAAAUUGUUCUCCCAACAACAAUUUUAUUAACAACAACUUCAGCUUCAGUGACUGAGCGGUAGAGGCAGAGAGUGUAGAUACCGUAGACCAAUCGGAGCUGUAGUUGUUGAAAGCUAACAAAUCAUUUAAUAUGAAUCUCAAAUUAACCGUCAAUCAGUGCGUCUGCGUACAUUUCAGUAACCAGGUUAGUCAGCGAAAACCAGGUUAUGCUGGUAAUCCUGGUUACUGUAAAUCCAGUAAUCAGAUUUCUGCCCACCCCCCAACCUUACUGUGGAAGCCUGGCUUACUGAUUAACUCUAUUAGAAGACGGUCACUUAAGUGCAUGCACUGACUGACUCCAUUUAGCCUAGGAUAUGGACAGAAAACUCUAGUAUCAUGUUCUCAUGUUCUGCUUUUUUUUAAUUUUAUGAAACACUCAAAACCAUCAACGCCUGAAAAUGAAGCGGGACUUCAGCUCACUUACUGACUGAUCCUCCUCAUUUGCUGGUUGUCUCUCUCCAUUGAACGCUCAGACAUUGUGAUCACAAAAAAAAACAAAGACUUCUCUGUAUCGGCUCCUUUCUUCAUCUGUGCCAUUCAAAGAGGGAAAGAGACCCAGAUGAACUGAUAUCCCCUUGUCUGUGAAACCCUAAGCUCUCCUGGGCCUUAAAAAAAAUCCAUGGACUUCCAAGGACUCCUGACCUGUACAGAACAGUGCUUAAAGACACUUUUUUUCUUUUCGAUACCAAGGGAUUUGGUGUCGCAACCUCAAGGACAGUUAUUGCACCUCUAAAGGGAGUUGUUAAGGACACACGUCGAAGCUGGUCUUCAGUUCUCAUUUUUAAACACAUGAAUGAAGCCGAAAGUGCUGACGCAACUCUUGGGGUUUACUGGGAUUAUUAUUAUUUAUAUGAAUGUAAUGCCAUUGUUGCUUCUGUAUUUGAUUAGUAUUCUGUAGGCUAGAAAGACUUUAGGAUCAAGUGGAGUUGCUGCACUCAGUGUAACAGUAUGUUGUGUUAAGACACCCAUACUCAGUGUGGGAAUCGGCAGUGUUUUUGUACAUAUUUCCUCAUGCUAAGUUGUUUUUUGAAGGAUCUCUUCACAUCUGUUUCUCCUAAACAGUACCAUAAGAUACAUUAUAUGUGUAAAGAUUGCUCAUUGAUACACUCUGCUGUGAAGAGGCGCUGAUAUCACUGCAGUCGGACUGUUUCUGGUGAUUGUUUGAAGUACUCCUAACACAUGCAAGCAGCAAAUGAAUGUGUUUAACAUUUUGUGCCGAUCGUCAGAUGUGAAUCAUUUUACUCCUCGCAAUCGGAGCCAUGUUGGUGCUCCGCGGCCAUUUUGUGGGAAGUGUCUCGCACGCCACACUCAAUAGAUGGAGUAAUGACAGCCGGCCCGGGAACCAGCAUCCAUCAACACCCUCUGCUCCAUCUCUGUCACCUCUAUAAUGGACCAUAAUGGCAGUGUGGUGCAUGCAUCAGAAACACGCAGAGGAAUCACAUUUCUUUGAUAAAGGAGAAGGUAAUAAAUGGCUGUUAUAAAUUCUGCUGCCCUGGACCUGACGACAGCAGCGGUGUGUGUGUGUGUGCGUGCAUGCAUGUGUGUGAUGAGCUUCAUUACACAAGUCCAAUUGGCCUGUCCCAGGGUCCCAGGCACAGUUCAGUGCCUCGGCACAAAGCAAGCUGAUGAAACCGCCUUCUGCUGACAAUCAGGAGAACUAGGUCACCUCUGAAGCAGGAUCCCAGAGGGCAAGCAGUGCGAGUCCAAACACCCCGAGGAGCCGUGCACAUGGACACGUAUUGUCUAAACACACAUGACACACGACGGGCACGCUGAACGACAUGAUGUGGAGUCACCAAAACGGGGGGCAGGGGGAAGUUCACACACUACACCGGUUUUCUAUUGACUGUUUGUGUUUGUACAUAUGUGAAUGUGUUUGUGUGAAAAAAAAGAGGAAACUCCUUUUGGGGUAGAUAUCUCUGGAACAGUGUUAUCUAUAUAAUUACCCAGGGAGACUAAAUGACGGGCAGUUAUUGGAAUAUUUGUUUCCUGUCGUGAUCAAAGUGUGGUUGUGGACCUCUUAUUGUCUUCAUCAAAGUCCAGCUUUUAUUGUGAAAAUUUGAGAUGUCUGUCAGCAGACAUCAGAAUGUAUAUUUAUGCCCUUUACACAAGUCAUUGUUUUUAAUACUUCUGUGAAAAUACCUUAGCCUUUGCUGUAGAAAGAAAAAAACUUUUGAAAAAUGUCCCUUUUUGUCAAUAAAUGUGA
Molecule: messenger RNA, 4839 nt
Organism: Morone saxatilis (striped sea-bass)
Lineage: Eukaryota; Metazoa; Chordata; Actinopteri; Moronidae
Product: rho GTPase-activating protein 40
Biological process (GO): regulation of small GTPase mediated signal transduction; regulation of actin filament polymerization; signal transduction
Cellular component (GO): cytoplasm
Molecular function (GO): GTPase activator activity
Source: RefSeq, a predicted model, not a curated record